Molecule: messenger RNA, 4829 nt
Organism: Myxocyprinus asiaticus (Chinese sucker)
Lineage: Eukaryota; Metazoa; Chordata; Actinopteri; Cypriniformes; Catostomidae
Product: actin-binding protein WASF3-like
Exons: 9
Coding region: 330-1829 (499 amino acids)
Biological process (GO): positive regulation of Arp2/3 complex-mediated actin nucleation; actin cytoskeleton organization
Cellular component (GO): cytoskeleton; SCAR complex
Molecular function (GO): protein kinase A regulatory subunit binding; actin binding; Arp2/3 complex binding
Source: RefSeq, a predicted model, not a curated record
CUCAGUUUUGACUUGUCAUGUCAGAGUUUCCCUUACACACAAAUAGGGUUGUGGUCCUUGAAUCAUUCACACGCAUGCGCAGUGGCGUCACCGCUGCAGCGCGUGCUGAGAGGAACGACGCUUCCAAGGCAACGAGAUUUCAGCACCACCUCCGCCGUCCAGCGCGCGAGAACACCUCCGUAACGAUGGCACCGCGAAUGAACGUCUUUAACAUCAUAUAACGCGGAAUAGCUCCUGGAAAACGACGUCAGCGAAAGGACUGCGUAACAUAAGACCGCGAGGAGGCAGCGACGAUUAUUCGUGAGUGUGUACCAUAGUUGAGGACAGUCAUGCCUCUUGUGAAGAGGACCAUCGAGCCCAGGCACCUGUGCAGAGGAGCUCUGCCUGACGGGGUGACCAAUGAGCUGGAGUGCGUCACCAACAGCACACUGGCAGCCAUUAUUAAACAACUGGGAGGACUCAGUCGGCAUGCGGAGGACAUCUUUGGUGAGCUGUUUAAUGAGGCCAACAGCUUCUACAUACGCAUGAACAGUUUACAAGAGCGUGUUGACCUGCUGGCUGUGAAGGUCACACAACUGGACUCCACUGUGGAGGAGGUGUCACUACAGGACAUCAACAUGCGGAAGGCGUUCAAGAGCUCCACCAUCCAGGACCAGCAGGUGGUGUCUAGAAACUCCAUACCGAACCCUGUCAUGGAAAUGUAUGAGCGCUGUGACAAACCACCCCCUCUAAACAUCCUCACACCCUACAGGGAUGACAAAAAGGACGGCCUCAAAUUCUACACAGAUCCCUCCUACUUCUUCAUCCUCUGGAAGGAAAAGAUGCUGCAAGCCACAGAAAACAAGAGGAAAGAGAAACGAAGGCAGAAGCAAGAGCAAAAACAUGUGGAGGAUCCCACUCGUGAGGUCAAGAAAGUCCGUAAAGCUCGGAACCGACGCCAGGAGUGGAAUAUGAUGGCGUACGACAAGGAGUUCCGCCCAGACACUCGACUAACACCAUCUCCUUACCACGGCAUGUCCUCGGAGGGGUCUCUCUCACCUGAUAGGUCUGGCAUGUCAGAUGAACACUCGUACCCGGCCAGUCCAAACAAUCCACAAGAUGCUGGGGUUGAUGGGAAAGACUCGGGCCCCACACAGACUCAGUCUCUGGACCGAGCGUACCGGCCUCCGGUCUCAGCCACAUCUGCUGCAGCCCGACAGCACUCUCUGGGACGCGUGCAGGCGCACCACGGACCACCGCUGGCAGACUCCUCCCUCAACGGACCACGUCCAACAGCUGCCAAAGAACACAGUGGUCAUCAAUUACCUGAACAUUUUGUCCCACCUGCACCUCCUCCACCUCCUCCGCUCAUCCCGUCAUCUCAAACCGCCUUUGACAGCACGUCUGGACCCCCGUUACUGGCUCCGGGUACAGUAGCUGCUCUUUCACGCCCCUACAGCCCAUCUCCUCCACCAGCUCCGCCAUCUGCCUACGUCCCCUCCCCUUCACAUCCUGUGAUAGGCGGCCCACCAGUGGCCCCGCCUCCUCCUCCACCAGGUCCUCCCACCCACGCCCCAUCCCCAGCCCGGGUUACACGUCCGCCUGGAGAGUCCACUCUACCCAGGAAGGGGCAGGUGCCUCUCAUCCCCAUGAGCGAUGCCCGCAGCGACCUGCUGGCCGCCAUCCGCAGAGGUAUCCAGCUGCGUAAGGUGCAGGAACAGAGAGAGCAGGAGGCCAAGAAAGAGCCGGUAGGUAACGACGUGGCAACCAUUCUGUCCCGACGCAUCGCAGUGGAGUACAGCGAAUCAGAUGAAGACUCUGAGCCAGAGGAGAACGAGUGGUCUGACUGAAGUGCCACCACUUACCCACAUCAUGCUGCUAUUUCCCAUACCUGCACAUACACACUCCUCAUACAGUCAGAUGGUCCUCCAGUGUAUGGGGCUAAAGAGAGAGUAUCAGAAUGCUGCAGAGGCCAUGACAGAGAGAGAGAGAGAGAGAGAGAAGGAAACAGUUUUUGUGCAAUACAAAGUGGAAGUAUGCAGUGCCAGUGCAGAAACAGAGGUAUGAAUAUAUGUGUAAAAGUGACAAAACAGUCUUUUUGUCUGACAAAAAUUACAUGACUGUGGCGACAUUUUUGCUAAUGAUAUUACGUGGUUCAUUACACGUAUCGCGGCUGUUCUAAGGUGAAAUGUCCUAUGUGUGACGCUAAAAGCGAGUUACAAUUUCUCCCAAACAGAUGAGGUUAAGGUUGAUGCUCUAUCGAGUUUUAAAUCAAUAUAACCGACCUCUCUACCUUAAACCUUAUACCUAAACCUAACUGAUAGUGUCAGAAAAAGCAAAUGUGAGAGGAAAAACACAAUUGCUGAAGCAACCAUGUCAUUUUGUGGUGCAUUUAUACACUUUUGGCUCACACGUCGAAUCGCUUGCUCUUCAGAGCUCGUACUGUGGUCUUUUACAUCACAAGUGCAACGCGCUAUCAGUUGAGCUACUGCACAAUUUCAUCACGUGCAAAGGAGCUCAGCGAUGUUGGUUAUGUAAUGCAAAUGUUAAAUUGUAUUGUCUAGUGCAGUCAUGCACUAUGAGUGUUUAGAUGUCAUAAUAUAGCAUUGCGUGAGAACAGGGUGAAAUGUAUUUAUGAACAGGUAAUCUGCCGUUUUACUCGUGAUUUGUGUGAAAGUACAUAAAAGUCAAUGUUUUUUUAGCGCCUCUAGUGUUCAUUUCAACAGGAUACUGCCGCAAUACGUAUACAACAGGCCAAUUCAAAAUCAUUUUGCAAAAAUGUAGGUAUAGUAAUGCAUUUCUGUGAUACCAGGUUGAAAGAAAGUUUGGUGAGAUAAGUACAGGAACUGUCAGAACAGUGUAUCUCAUAAUAAAAGUUUGUAAUUAUACUUGUUUGCUUUUUCUUUCAGAGUUGCCAAGAAAAUAUCUAUAAAAAAUAUCUGUUUUGUGAAUUUGAUUAUAUCUUUUGGUAGCAGUACAGAGAAUCAUGAAUAUAGUGAAAUACAUCUAUAUUUAGUGGUACACCAAAAUGAUUGUCAACAGUGGUAUUAGCACUUGUAUUAACGUUAUGUUAAAAAUUAUUGCCACAAAUUUCUUUGCGGUAUUUCUGGUUUGCUUCAUGUCCUCAAUACAGUAUAGACAAUCAAAUGAUCACUAUAGUAUAUAUUGAAAGUUACAUUUGUUCUUCAAUAACACAACUCUUUAUUAUUUAAUCAAUUUUGUCACUUUGUUCAAUUGUGGACAGUGUCGUGAUGAAUAUUUAUACCCCAGUUUAACAGUGAGUAAACUGAUUGUUUUCAUUAUUUGCUUUUUUUUUUCUUCUUUAAAGGUAAUGUGUGUAACUCUUUUGAUGUUAAAAUACUCUCCCCUAUCCCAGCUUAAAGGUACAGUCAGUAAGUUUUUGUUCUUGUCAUCUUGAAAUUACAGUGACACCUAGUGGUGUGGAUGCAGCAUCAUUCAAACGCAAUAGUUUUCAGUUACAGAUGCCACAGUAGAAAUAUAUACACAGUCAGCCAUGAUUAAUCCAUGAGUGAAAGUGUCCAAUAACAAGAUGGUUAAUGAAAUAAACGUGUAGUAUUCGGCUGGUCAUGUGAUCAUAACAUGACGCCCCCCACCCCAAUGAGGGGACCCGCUCCAUUUAGAAUAAAACAACUUUUAUAAGGUUACUGAUAUGACUAGAGUCCUCAUCUCAUGCGAGUGCUCAUGAUUUUAUACAUAUGUUUCAAAAUUGCAAUUAAUUUCCUAUGCAGUUAAACUUUUUUAAUUUGGAAAAAACUACUGAGUGCACCUUUAAAGAAAUAUCCUUAGUUCAAUACAAAUUAAGCUCAUUCGACAGCAUUUGUGGCAUAAUGUUGAUUACCACAAAAAGUAAUUUUGACUCGUCCCUUCUUUUCUUUAAAAAAAGCAAAAAUCGAGGUUACUAUGGAAGUUAAUGGGGCAUAUUUUAAGACAUUUUAAGAGGGUUUAAAGGCAGAAAUGUGAAGCUUAUCAUUUUAUUUAAGCACUUACAUUUAUUCUUCUGUUAAAACUUCUGUUAAAUUCUUUUUACCACACUCAUGUUAGCACUCAUAUUGUUUACGUCUUGUGUCUAUACUUUUGAAACAGUGAGUAUUUUAACAUUUAACAGAUUGUCCCCAUUCACUUCCAUUGUAAGUGCCUCACUGUAACCCAGUUACAGUUUUGAUGAGUCAAAAUAAAUUUUUGUGGUAAUCAACAUUAUGCCACAAAUGCUGUCGAUUGAGCUUAACUUGUAUUGAACCCGGAAUAUUCCUUUAAUAUGCAGAAUCAACUAUACAGUAAGUAAGCAACAUUGGCUCAACCAAUGGCUUGAGUUUAGGGCAGGACUAUCUGGUUUACUGACCAAUGGAAGACAGGGGAAUGAGUAAUUACACACUUCACCUUUAAUGAACAGUUAUGGCCAUUAAUUUAAUACUCUCUGUGUGUGUGUGUAUGUGUGUGUGUGUGUGUGUGUGUGUGUGUGUGCAAAGUGUAGAGCGCAAGACAAUGUCAUCUAUUUUUCUGUUGAGUUAUGUCCUCUAUACAAACCUCUUAAAGAUUUUAGAUGAAAACAUGCUGUGUCAUGACUAAAAAACAAUUCUGUCAGACUAUUAUUGUUUGUCACAAUGCUCUGUUAUUUAAAAGUAUUAUCAAGGUGUUUUACAAUUUAUUGUUGUAUACAUUUUUGUAACACUGCUUAAAAGAUAAAACUGGCAUAUUCGUAUGUUUCGAUGGCUGUCUGUCACUUUGUAAGAAUAAAGCCUAAUAUGCAUGUGCGAGUAACAAAUAAAAGCGAUUUCCUGUCUUGUCAUCAUAAUUUGUGCUCAUUGUCAUUUGAAAUGGAGAAUAUAUAU